UGUGUCUUUAAGACCGUGCGGUGGUUAUACGUACUUGUCUCUCCUGUGAAUGGGUUUUGCUGUAAAUUACAGCUCUGCCCCUGGUCCCUUGGGUCAGAAGAACUGGUCUCCAAACAGAAACCGCUCCGAUUGGUGCCCUCCGCUUCCCUCCCAGCCCCUUCCUAAUUGAAACCAAAUGUGCGGCGUGCUGGAUGCUGGGAGCCUGGCGCCGGCCCAGGAAUCCUCAGAAUGCGAGGUUUCUCGCAAAGGCAUCUUGCAUCAGCCCCGUGGAUGUGCCGCCACGGCCGCCGGCUGAGCCUGAGCGGGCGGCCUUCACACCCCGCUCUGCUCUCCCUGCGGCCGGACCGGGACCACAGCUCCGUCCUCGGCCUCUGCCCGCAGCGCGCACUCCUGGAUGAGCGUCCCUUGCUGCCUCUGAGAUGGCCCCGGUUCCCAGGAUGCCCUCGGUGCUGCUCCUGCUGCUGCCCAUCCUGAGUUCUGCAAGAGCCCAGGUCAACCCAGCCGUGUGCCGCUACCCCCUGGGCAUGUCGGGAGGCCACAUUCCGGAUGAGGACAUCACAGCCUCCAGCCAAUGGUCAGAGUCCACCGCGGCCAGAUACGGACGGCUGGACUCGGAGGAAGGGGAUGGAGCCUGGUGUCCCGAGAUCCCGGUGGAGCCCGACGACCUGAAGGAGUUCCUGCAGAUCGACCUGCACUCCCUGCACUUCAUCACGCUGGUGGGGACCCAGGGCCGCCACGCCGGCGGCCACGGCAUCGAGUUCGCCCCCAUGUACAGGAUCCACUACAGCCGGGAUGGCGCACGUUGGAUCUCCUGGCGGAACCGGCACGGGAAGCAGGUGCUGGACGGAAGCAGUAACCCCUACGACAUCUUCCUGAAGGACCUGGAGCCGCCCAUCGUGGCCAGAUUCGUCCGCUUCAUCCCGGUCACCGACCACUCCAUGAACGUGUGCAUGAGGGUGGAGCUCUACGGCUGCGUCUGGCUGGAUGGCCUGGUGUCCUACAACGCUCCGGCCGGACAGCAGUUCGUGCUCCCUGGAGGCGCCGUCAUCUACCUGAACGAUUCUGUCUACGACGGAGCCGUCGGGUACAGCAUGACCGAGGGGCUGGGCCAGCUAACGGACGGGGUGUCCGGCCUGGACGACUUCACCCAGACCCACGAGUACCACGUGUGGCCUGGCUACGACUACGUGGGCUGGAGGAACGAGAGUGCCGCCAACGGCUACAUCGAGAUCGUGUUUGAAUUUGACCGCAUCAGGAACUUCACCACCAUGAAGGUGCACUGCAACAACAUGUUCGAGAAGGGCGUGAAGACCUUCAAGGAGGUGCAGUGCUACUUCCGCGCGGAGGCCGGCGAGUGGGAGCCCAACGCCGUGUCCUUCCCGCUGGUGCUGGACGACGUGAACCCCAGCGCCCGCUUCGUCACCGUGCCCCUGCAGCACCGCAUGGCCAGCGCCCUCAAGUGCCAGUUCCACUUCGCCGACACCUGGAUGAUGUUCAGCGAGAUCACCUUCCAAUCAGAUGCUGCCAUGUACAACACCUCCGGGGCCCUGCCCGCCUCGCCGGGGGCGCCCACCACCUACGACCCAAUGCUGAAAGUCGAUGACAGCAACACCCGGAUCCUGAUUGGCUGCCUGGUGGCCAUCAUCUUCAUCCUCCUGGCCGUCAUUGUCACCAUCCUCUGGAGGCAGUUCUGGCAGAAGAUGCUGGAGAAGGUGAGGAGGCGCCAGGCCGCUGCUGCCCCAGGACCCAGGGGCGAACUGUGAGGGUUUGCACCCAGCGAGGUGCUCGCCUGGCCCAGGAAGCGCAGGGAGGAGGGGCUUGUUGCUGAAGGAGCCAGGAAAGAACGGGCAGGUCCACAUUCUCAUUCUCAGAGCGGAGACUUUGGGGCCUCCCCAAGGAGCUCCUCCCAAUCGUGAGAUCUCAGCUCAGGCUCCGCCUCAGAGAUGCUGAU
Molecule: messenger RNA, 1951 nt
Organism: Myotis davidii
Lineage: Eukaryota; Metazoa; Chordata; Mammalia; Chiroptera; Vespertilionidae
Gene: DDR2
Product: discoidin domain receptor tyrosine kinase 2
Exons: 10
Coding region: 420-1763 (447 amino acids)
Source: RefSeq, a predicted model, not a curated record